AUGGGAAUCUUCAACAAGAACAGCAAACCCAGGGCUGCCACCGAAGCCAAUGGCCCCAACCAUCCCCAGCAGAGUACUACAAAUGUCUCAGAUGCCUACGACACUGCUCUCGAAGACGAAACCUACGACUUAUCACCAACGUCCUCCGUGGCCCAAUCUGUGGCGUUGUCGGAGGCAGAGACCUUGCUCCAGGACAAACCCAAGCACACUGAGCUCCAGGAGUCGUUUGACGCCAAUUUGACCCAUUACUACCCGUUUGUGCUACGCAAAGCUCGGCUCGAGGCCCAGAAAGAGACCAUCAAACAGAUGCUCGCCAAGCAAGGCGUGCCACAAGAGGAAGAUGACGAUGCCAGCGGCUCGGACGACGCAGCCACCAUCUUGAACGACGACCAUGUUCUCGAGGGCAUCCAGAUCAUGAACAAGCCAACAUCGGUGUUCAAUGCCAAGAGAGAGUUGGUGAUAGUGCAGGAGCUCCUCAAGAACAACUGCUAUGUGUUCACGUCCGAGACGUCGUUCGAGAAGUUCAAGGACCUCAGGCGAACGAAAAAACUCGGCAAGGACCAGUCCAUCAUCUGCGAUUCAAACAACAAGUACCGGAGAGUUGCCAAUUCUGAGCUCGCCAAAUUGUCCGGGUACACUAUGGACUCCAGAACUCAUAUAAUCCCCCCAGAAUCCAAGGAGCUAGGCAUAGGCUUGCCUCUAUUCAAAAUCCAGGUUCCGUACUUGAAUUUUCGAAAAAAUGCCCCCCACAUGACAUUCAGACGGUACCGUGAAGUCCCGUUGCGACCUCUGGAUGUGGAAGCAAACGUGAGUGAAAACGAGGAAGAUUACGAGACGUAUCCGUUCUGCAUGGUUUACUCCAAAUUCGUCCACCACGUUCGAAGAUUUCUCUUUCUGUUCUGCGACGAGCAGGGUCAGACCAAGUUCAAAAUCGUAUUGUUCCUGAACCUUGAAAAACCGUUCAGUGAUUUCAAUUAUAAGGGCACCAGAUUCAGAGUCACAGGAACAUCCGUGCUUGCUGGAUUCAAUGCCACCAGACCCAGUUUCAAGCUCUUGAUUCUCGACGAUGACAUGCCCUCUUUAUGUGACAAUAUUGAAGAUGGAAAGCCAGGAUUUGAGAUUCUGAAAAUUAUAAAAAGAAAGGGAAGCACCGAUGGAGAACAGCCAGCCAAAGAACCACAAGCUGUUGAGGUAGAGGACCCCACCCAAUUCAUCAAUCCUAUCCCAAGUCCUACGAACCCAUUGAUUACAGACGAACGGUCGGGCAUCAGCUUCCAUGGUUUGGCGAAGCACAUCAGCAAUAACUUACCCCCGUUUGGAACUUUCAGCGAAUCUUCACUCUCCCGAGCUUCGAAAAUCAUCCCCAAAAAGUUUAGUGAUGCUGGUAAAAUAGAAUUGUACCAGGACUUUGCAAAUCAUACCGAUAAGGACUCUACUUUGCUCGUUGAUGAGGAUACGUUGGUCUUGAGCUGUAUCAUAUCCACAUUAUGGGAGUAUCCAUGA
Molecule: messenger RNA, 1503 nt
Organism: Suhomyces tanzawaensis NRRL Y-17324
Lineage: Eukaryota; Fungi; Ascomycota; Pichiomycetes; Serinales; Debaryomycetaceae
Exons: 2
Coding region: 1-1503 (500 amino acids)
Source: RefSeq, a predicted model, not a curated record